Molecule: messenger RNA, 240 nt
Organism: Parnassius apollo (apollo)
Lineage: Eukaryota; Metazoa; Arthropoda; Insecta; Lepidoptera; Papilionidae
Source: the annotation of a GenBank genome assembly
AUGCAAAUUAAGAUAUUUCUAACCACAAUCUUGGAUUUAAUAUUGUGCCUUCCCAAGAAAUCACACCUAAAGAUCACCAGAAAGCUGAACAGGAGGAACCCCUUCAUGUGGAUGAAAACUUGCCUCCAAAUGAACAACUUCAUGCAGAAAGAAGAAAUUCCAGGUCAUCUACCUCCAGUCGUGCAUCUCCACGUGAUUUUUCACCUGCUUCAGACGAUGACCCAAGUUACUUACCAUUAA